AUGAAGAUGAAGAUGAAGAUGAGACAGAAGAAAGACUUUAUGAAACUUCCUAUGAAGAAGAUGAUCCAGAAGGACUUGAUGAAACUCCAAGUUUUGUUGAGCAUCGAUUUAUUCAAAGAUGUUGGACAAGUUGUUCAUGUUCGACUUCUUGUAGACUGCGAGGGCAAUCAAAUCGGCGAUGGCUAUGUUGAGUUUGCAUCUUCUAAAGAAGCAGAGCAGGCGUUGCAAAAAAAGUACGAAGACUACCUUGCACGAGAAAACCGUUUGAUCCAAGAAGAUGAGGCUGUGGAGGAAGGUUUUGAUGAAACUUGUGAUUUUGCCGAGGAAGUAGCCUUAAGAAAAAAUAGAAUCUUUGUUUAUAAUCUCCCUCCCAGAAUAAGAAAAAAUAAUCGCAUCCUUUACUACAAAAAUGUUGGAGAAGUUCGUCGUGUUCGUCUUGUUGUAAACCGCGAGGGUGAGCAUGUGGGCUGUGCCUUUGUUGAGUUUGCUUCUGCUGAGGAAGCAAAGAAGGCGCUGAUGCACGAGAGUAAAACUCUGAUUAUUCUUUCCGACGUGGUUGAGAUGGCUCCAUACCCUAUCCGACCCAAGUACAUCCUCGCAGAGACCCUCUGGAAUGAAGAAUACCUUGAACCAUUAAGCCUUCCGAUAAAAGAAGAUUAUUUGGGGAAACAGGAGGUAACUAAGUUAUUCUGCGGUAAGAAGAAAACCUUCUCUGAAGAUGACUGA
This is a messenger RNA of Brassica oleracea var. oleracea, 726 nucleotides long. RefSeq names its product squamous cell carcinoma antigen recognized by T-cells 3-like. Bases 1 to 726 code for a protein of 241 amino acids. Gene Ontology annotation, biological process: mRNA splicing, via spliceosome. Gene Ontology annotation, cellular component: U1 snRNP; U2-type prespliceosome; precatalytic spliceosome. The record is from RefSeq and is a predicted model, not a curated record. Gene Ontology annotation, molecular function: U1 snRNA binding; mRNA binding. NCBI's taxonomy places the organism in Eukaryota, Viridiplantae, Streptophyta, Magnoliopsida, Brassicales, Brassicaceae. The transcript is spliced from 7 exons.